CAUUGUUGUAAAGUGCAAUACAUAAACUUAAUAUCGUAACUACGGAAUGGAAAACUUAGUCAGAAAUUCCGGAGAGCGGAGUAUGUCCAGACAAUCCAGCGUGCAGGGGUUGGCGCAGCAGACGAAGGGAUUUGUGCGCGCGUACUCUAGCGGGGAUCUAGAAGAGACGGAACGCGGUCUGGAGGAGGAGAUCAUUCGUGAGACCGGGUGCGCGCGCACAGGGAAUCUAGCGAGGUUGCGUCACCGUGGUGAGAUGGUUCUGCACAGCAAACAGGUGCUUCUGGCGGUUGUCAUCCUUAACCUGGUCGACUGUUGUCUUGUGCUCGGUGAACUCGUGCUGGAUAUUCAUUACGUCAAGGAGUUACGCCACGAAACUGAAUACACGUCGGCCAAGUUUAUAGUUGAGAUGGAAAGCCGCUACCCAGACGUCAUUCAUGGUCAUAGCAUUGACGAUAUUGGGAGACUCUACAGCGAAAUCUACAAAGCGCAAUGCUUUUGGCCUUCAGGCAAAAACCAUUUGCCGACUACACAGGCGUUAGCGGAGCAUCGCCGUUAUAACCGUGACGUCGAAACGUAUUCGACGUCAACGCCGCCUGUAUACAACCAAAAUGUAUCUGUGUUGGGUCAGUCCAACAAGCAGCAAAACAGCAGCGCAGCUGAUUCUCAUGAUUUAAAAGAAUUGCUAAAUCACCUUGGAGGCCACAGUUUGAUGGAGGACAUCGCACACGGACUGCAUAAGGCCAGCAUUACCAUCCUUGGCAUUCUGUUUGUAGAGAACCUUUUGAAGUUGUUUUGUAUGGGGAAGACGUUUUUCAUCAAGAAAUUGGAGGUUUUUGAUGCUUUCAUUGUGGUAGUGUCAUUCGUGGUAGACCUCGUCCUCCUGAAGGGCCUCACGGAGUUUCCGGUGCCAGAUGCCCUCUAUAUCCUCUCAUUUCUCCUUCCCUGGAGAGUCAUCAGGGUUGUCAACAGUCUGCUAGUGGCGGUGUUGGAUCACGAACAUUUCCGAUUGAAGAUGUUGUACCGAGAGAAGAAGGCCGUGGACGCCCAGCUCAAGAUCCUAAAGGAUAAGGAGAAACGAUGGGAUUUCCACUUACAAAGGAUAGAAUCCUUCUGCGAAAGUGAGGGUAUUCCAAAGUGGAAGAUACGACAACAUACAGCAAUGGGCAGAAAACAGUCCACUGUCUCGUCGAUGGCGUCCCUAGCGUUUAACGGGUUUCUCCAAGGUAUGCUGUUGAGGCCAAGUGAUAAAAAGUCCGUCAAGUCAUCCGUAUCUCAGUCAAUAGACGAGUGUACGUCUGACGUCGCGCUGUCUACAAACACAAACUGUGAAGUCAUUCACGAAGGCGACAACGAGGACGUCAACUGUAACAGGCAUAACAGCACUACGGAAAGUGAGCUGGAUUUGUUGACUGUUGAUGAAAGGGAGACUGCCGAACCAACGUUUCGUGCAAAACGAACGAAACGCGUCAGCUUUGACGCCAAGGAGGGAAAACCGCUGUUAAAAUACCAGACAGCUGUUGACGUGUCUGAAGACGAUCUAUCACGUCAAUCAAGCCAGGACGACAGUGUUUUUACGGAAGAACGCAAAGAUAUAACGUGAUGGAAUAUGUUACCAUUUUAUAAAAAAAACAGCUCAACAAUACUCGGGGAUUUGUUCAUACAAUAAAUAUGCAAGUCCAUGUUAAUGCAUACUACAUAAAGUAUAAAUAACAAUUUUGCGGCAUACAUUUAGAACAAUAGCAACGAACGUGUAUUUGUAUUUACGUAUAUUUAGUCAUGUUUUAAAGCAAAUAAAAGAAAACAAA
Messenger RNA from Mya arenaria, 1805 nucleotides. RefSeq lists its product as uncharacterized. The coding region runs from base 47 to 1600 and encodes 517 amino acids. Gene Ontology annotation, biological process: proton transmembrane transport. Gene Ontology annotation, cellular component: plasma membrane. Lineage: Eukaryota; Metazoa; Mollusca; Bivalvia; Myida; Myidae. The transcript has 9 exons. The record is from RefSeq and is a predicted model, not a curated record. Gene Ontology annotation, molecular function: voltage-gated proton channel activity.